Molecule: messenger RNA, 1032 nt
Organism: Rotaria sordida
Lineage: Eukaryota; Metazoa; Rotifera; Eurotatoria; Philodinida; Philodinidae
Source: the annotation of a GenBank genome assembly
AUGGCGUCUUCAUCACCUAUGAAACCUCUAUGUACUACAUGUGGAAAUAAAGGUGUUGGUGUUUUUAAAUGUGAAGGAUGUUCACAAAUAUUUUGUCGAAAACAUUCUAAUGAACAUCGAGAUAUUCUUAUACAUCAAUUAGAUGAAAUUAUUUUUGAACAUGAUACUUUACAACAAACAAUGAUUGAAUUGAAAGAAAAACAAAAUGAUUAUCAUCAUUUAAUAGAACAAGUUAAUGAAUGGGAAAAAAAUUCAAUUAUAAAAAUUCAAAGAACAGCAAUCGAAACCCGACAAGAAAUUGAAAAAUUAAUUGUUCUUCAGCAUGAAACAACAUCUUCAAAAUUACGUCAUCUUGCCGAACAAUUACGAAAGGCUAGAGAAGAUGAUGAUUUUGUUGAAAUAGAUCUUCGUCUAUGGAAAACAAAAUUACAAGAAUUUAAGACCAAUGUUACUGCUGAUGUUCAUCCAACAGUGACUGUUCAUGAAGAUCCAUUUAUAACACUUGUCUCUCAACUAAAUAUUAAAUCAAUAACUCAACGAUCUGAAGAUGAUGAAAAACUUGUGAGAAUUUUUGGAAGUGUUCAAAUUGAUGAUAAUGGUUACGUAGCUAUUCAACGAGAUUCAACUAUAGUUUCAUAUGUUCGUGGCAAAAAUGAAUAUUCAUUUGGUAGAUACAAAAUAAAAUUCAACAUAGAUAAAACUGAAUUGUAUCAUACUACUGUUUUUGGAAUUAUUUCAAAAAUGGAAAAAUUUACACAAUGGCCAUCUUCAUGUCAUGGAUGGUCGAAUGAUGAUACUUAUUAUCGUAGUGGAAUGUAUCAUUCUAAUAAUACGAAUAUGAAAAGUGAUUUACAAGGUCAAACUUCUUUCACUAUUGAACUGUUAUUAGAUUGUGAUAAUCGAAAGAUUCAAUAUUUCAAUGAACAGACUAAAAAUAUGCGAGAAUUAAAUAUUAAUCUAGAAAAAUGUCCAUUUCCUUGGCAAAUUUUUUUCUAUCUACGUCAAAUUGAAGAUCGUAUUCAACUUUUAUAA